Molecule: messenger RNA, 424 nt
Organism: Caenorhabditis auriculariae
Lineage: Eukaryota; Metazoa; Nematoda; Chromadorea; Rhabditida; Rhabditidae
Source: the annotation of a GenBank genome assembly
AUGGCCGCUGAACGACUCGCCAAGCUCUAUCUCGAACUCAUUGUGUCGCUGCAAAAAUCCCAAGAAGCGUAUAACGAUGUGCAAGCAAUUGUCCACUGGUACGAGGUGGCCAGAGAGAAGGCGACGAGAUUGGAUUCGCUGAGAAGACAGGUCGAGGUAAACCGUCUGGCGAGGGAGUACACUGCUCACUACAAAAAAACUGCCGCUCUCCUGCUGGUUUCUCUAGAAGCUCAGCGGAAGUUCGACCGGUUCCUCCAAGACAACUUCUAUGAGCUGGUGAGUACAGUCAAAAAUUUCCUUGAUCUGAAAAAAUUUGAUUUCAGCUCGAAGCGUUUGACCUUGAAGAUCAAUUCCGGGCGCAGGUAAUUGUUGCGAUGCCUUAAAAAUCUAUCUCAGUCAUUUCCAGAACAACGAUCGUCCUUAG